AUGGACGUUGAGAAUGAGUCUGUUUACCAUUCCUCUUCACCAUCCUCCACUUCUUCUCAAAAUCAUUCAUCAAGUACUCAAGAAAAGACACCCUUGAGCUCUCGCAAGCGGAAAGCGGGGAGAAAGAAGUUCAAGGAGACACGUCACCCAGUGUAUAGAGGGGUUCGACAAAGAAACGGUAACAAAUGGGUGUGUGAAGUUCGAGAACCAAACAAGAAAUCAAGGAUAUGGCUUGGGACUUACCCUACACCAGAAAUGGCAGCUAGGGCACAUGAUGUGGCUGCCCUAGCACUUAGGGGCAACUCAGCGGUGCUAAAUUUUCCUUAUUCAGUUUCUCUUCUUCCGCUUGCAAAGUCAUCUUCAGCUGCACAUAUAAGAGAAGCUGCAUCAAAAGUUUCAAAGGUUUUUGGACCAACCACUUCUCCUUCAUCUUCUGCCAACCCUUGUUGUGAAGAGGGUGAGAGCCAAGAAAGGGUAGAGGGUGGUGAUGAUCUUGUCAUGACACAAGAUAAUAAGGUUAUUGAUCACGAGUCAAAGCCAGUGUUCUUUGAUGAGGAGGCAUUGUAUAAUAUGCCAGGUUUGUUAGAUAGUAUGGCAGAGGGUUUGCUUAUUACCCCUCCGUCUAUGAAGAGAGCAUUUGAUUGGGACGAUGUUGAUUGUGAAACAGAUCUCCCUCUUUGGACAGAUUAA
Molecule: messenger RNA, 690 nt
Organism: Abrus precatorius (Indian licorice)
Lineage: Eukaryota; Viridiplantae; Streptophyta; Magnoliopsida; Fabales; Fabaceae
Product: dehydration-responsive element-binding protein 1F-like
Exons: 2
Coding region: 1-690 (229 amino acids)
Biological process (GO): regulation of DNA-templated transcription
Molecular function (GO): DNA-binding transcription factor activity; DNA binding
Source: RefSeq, a predicted model, not a curated record